CUUUCUCUCGUAGGGAUUGAAGAACAGUAGCUUAGCAGCCACACAUAUCCCCUCUUUUGAACCUCCCCCAAAAAAAAAAAAGAAAAGAAAGAAAAAUGGAUUAAUAAUUCGAAAUCUCCAUCGGAUUAGUCGAAUUAGGUCAGUUUAUCACUCCAUUUCCCUUUGAAUCAAGUCAGUUUUUAUGCCAUGGAAGAUUCACAGUCAGUUGCAACACUCAUAGGCUCGACAGCCUCCAAGAUACAGCAGCUUCAAAAAGCAUUUGCUGAACUUGAAAGUCAGCGUGCUCUAACACUUAAUCUAAGAUGGAAAGAACUUGAGGAACAUUUCAGUGGUCUUGAGAAGUCCUUGAAGAGACGCUUCCAUGAGUUGGAAGACCAAGAAAAGGAAUUCGAGACAAAAACAAGGAAAGCUCGAGAAAUGCUACAGAAACGUGAAGCAGCUGUUGUAGCUAAAGAACAAUCCUCAUUGGUGAGGUUACAAGAAAAGAGAGAUGCUGCUGUUUUUGCCAUUACUAAUGCUUUAGAGAAGCACAGGGAAUUAUCAUCUGGGCAGCCUGCUGAUAAUGGAGAUAAUGGUGAACUCUCAGUUGAGGAGAAACAACCUGAGGAUAUCAAAAGUUCUUUUGAGAAUGGAAAUCUUGAGGUGAAAUCUUAUCCUCAAUUGGUAAAACUAUGUGAAGAAAUGGACUCGGAAGGACUACAGAAGUUUAUUUCAGAUAAUCGUAAGAACCUUGCUGCUCUGAAAGAGGAAAUUCCUUGGGCGUUGAAAGCUGCAGCAAGUCCAGCUCGCUUGGUCCUGGAAUCGUUGGAAGGAUUUUACCCUUCAGAAGUUGAUGGAAAGAAAGAUGCAAACCUAUUGGGGCUUAGGCGAACUUGUAUUAUGUUGAUGGAAUGUCUUAGUGUCUUGCUUUCUAAUCUGGAUAUGGUUUCUGUUUUGGCUUUGAUCUCUGAAGAUAUUAAGGAACAAGCAAAGCUAAUUGCCGAGGAAUGGAAACCAAAGCUGGAUGCUCUUGACAUGGAUGCCAGUAAUGGUAACUCAUUGGAAGCUCAUGCUUUUCUGCAACUUAUCGAUACAUUUGGUAUUGCUUCUGGUUUCAACGAAGAAGAACUUUCAAGGCUGAUACCAAUGGUCUCUCGUCGGCGACAAGCAGCUGAUCUCUGCCGUUCCCUUGGUUUAUCUGACAAAAUGCCAGGUGUAAUUGAAGUUCUAGUGAAAAAUGGAAGGCAGAUCGAUGCAGUUAACCUGGCUUUUGGAUUCGAGCUAACAGAGCAGUUUUCACCUGUACCAUUACUGAAAUACUACUUGAAGGACGCUAGAAAAGCUUCUUCACCUGUAAAGCCUGGAAAUGCCUCUCCCACUGCCCAGACUGAAGUUAGUGAACGGGAAUUGACUGCUCUUAAGGCUGUGAUUAAGUGCAUUGAAGAACAUAAUCUGGAGGAGCAAUACCCUGUCGAUCCACUUCAGAAACGAGUUCUCCUGUUAGAGAAAGCAAAAGCAGACAAGAAAAGGGCAACUGAAGUUGCAAAGCCUCAACCCAAGAGGCCUCGUGCUAAUGGUGCCGGAUAUGGUCCUCGAGUCACCAACGUAGCUGCUGACAAAACAUUCUAUCCGAGAGUCACUGACAGGUACAUGCAGUACGUGUAUGACAGACCCUAUGUUUACCCCGGACCUGCUGACAACCACAGCCACUCUCUUCUUGCUUCUGCUACCUACAACUUCACUCCUAGUCACGGGAACUACUUCGGAAACGGGUACCAGUAUCAGACUCCGUAUCUUCACUAAUUCCCAAACAUGGCAUAAAGGUAACUAUGAUCCUCUCACUUUAGCUGUUAGCUUUAACCUUUCAGGUGCAGUGUAUGAAUGGAUUUAGUAUUUUAAAAAAACAACAAAAAAUGGAAAAAAAAAUGUGCUGUUUAAUUUGAAUCUGGUGUAGACGAAGAUAUUUUGAUCCUCUAAUAUAUAUGCACUCUUUUAUAUGUA
This is a messenger RNA of Gossypium raimondii (Peruvian cotton), 1980 nucleotides long. Its product is annotated as FRIGIDA-like protein 3. The record is from RefSeq and is a predicted model, not a curated record. The transcript is spliced from 4 exons. The coding region runs from base 187 to 1782 and encodes 531 amino acids. Lineage: Eukaryota; Viridiplantae; Streptophyta; Magnoliopsida; Malvales; Malvaceae.